Ustilaginoidea virens is the source of this 2175-nucleotide messenger RNA. RefSeq lists its product as uncharacterized. Gene Ontology annotation, cellular component: mRNA cleavage and polyadenylation specificity factor complex. The record is from RefSeq and is a predicted model, not a curated record. The transcript has 5 exons. Bases 1 to 2175 code for a protein of 724 amino acids. NCBI's taxonomy places the organism in Eukaryota, Fungi, Ascomycota, Sordariomycetes, Hypocreales, Clavicipitaceae.
AUGAGUUCCAGCCUCUCCGUCCCGGAGCAAAUCCGUCAGCUCAACGACGCGCGAAAGCUCGUUCUUGGGGAUGUCAAGUACUAUCCCAGCGUGGUUAGAGGGCUGCUUCCUAUCAUUGGACCAAGCGCCCCGGUCGAAUUGCGACGAUGGGGAGCCGAGUUUUUGGCAGAAGCAUUUUCAACGCCUGCCUUACCCAACGGCGAGAAGGAGACAAUGCAGUUAUAUGUGCUGGCAACGGUUGAGUCACUUCUUGGCGAGAGAGAAGACCCCCAGGUACUGCGAAGUGUAAUACAAACAGCGGCCAGCAUCUAUCCGCUGGCUUUGAGAUGGAUAAUAAACAAUGGAUACGAUACGGUUACAUGGGAAAAGAUGUUGAGCAUCAAGCAAACAAUAUUUCGUUUAUGGGAUAACGCUAUUCCUUCAGUGAAAAUAAACUGCGUCAAAUUCGCGCAAAGGGUCGUUUUGGCCCAGACGGUCUCGACAGGAGCUGAAUACAGACAAGCUGGUACACUCGAUGUCUCGUUGGACAAGGUUCCACCUAAUCACCAGUCACUCGACCCCCGAAGUCUCGAGGCCGAAGCAUCGGGUCUCCUCGAUCGUAUACUGGGCACCUUGCAGGAGAGCACUGACGCCCUCCUAGUUGAUGCAACGCUUAACUGCUUAUCAAUUCUUGUGCGGACGCGUCCUGCCACUUCGAGCCGUAUCCUGAACGCGUUACUCAAUUUCAACCCGCUUCAACUGGCUAACUCGCCGUUGACUGCCAGGAGCAGAGUCAUGAUAAAGUCCAUGGAAAAGACGGCUAGAUUGUUGUUGAUCCACCUUACCAAAAGAGACCCUCAUAAUCCCAUUGUUCCAAGGAUCCAUCAACACAUUGACCGAACCAUGCGCAUGGUGAUGGAAGUACUGGACGAUUCCGGGAGGAAACGACCGUUGGAAGCCCAACAGCACGAUGGCUUUGACGCAAAACGCCAAAAAGUUGUGCAGUCUCAUAUGCCCGAAGUCCCAGCGCUGAAAGCUGGACCUCACAGUUUGGCUGACGUCUUCACCCUCGUCGGGCAUGCCGGCCUCAAAUCAUACGACCUUUCUCAAUUAUCGGCUGCCAUGGUGGCCAAGAUUGCGGUAGUAGCGCUAUCACGCAUAGACGCCCAACUGCUCGCCAAAGCCGUCGAUGGCGUUCGCGGACGACUGGCGGCUUUGGCCGAGGCGCCCGCGCCAGAACUGAACCCGAAUACGGCACCGCUGGGGGUUGACGAUGAUGACGACGACUACGAACCCGACUUUUACGAGGCAGAAGACACGGAGCAGCUCCUGAACAAGCUAGAUGGGUCCUCUACCAGCUUGCCAGAACUUACAGCUCUAGACACCACACUGGCUUUGACCGCGUUCAGUCUCCCUCAGCCUCCCGAAAUAACGCCAGAGAUGGCGCUCACGGCUGGCAGCGGGACUGUGGCGAAAGUGCUGGAUAUGAUGAAGUCUCUGGAAGAGCCCGUGACAAAGAAGCACAAGGUUGGAUUUGUUCGGUUGGCGGCCAGUUCGGGAACCAGGGACUCUUGGAUGACCAUUCUGACGCGACUCGCCACCCGAUCAACGACGGGGCUGGAGGCGGUUGCGGUGAAGGGCGAAGCGCAGCAAUCACCUCGUCAGCCAUCACUAAGCGAGAAUAUCCGAGAAGUGUUGUAUAACUAUGUCAUGGAGGACUUCCGCAAGCACAUCGACGUCGCCGUAUCAUGGCUUUGCGAGGAAUGGUACAACGACAAGAUUCAAGCGCGCAUGGGUGACGAUUAUUCCAAGAAUUACGACAAGACAGCGUUGCAGCUCAUCAACGGCUUCCUUCCCUACCUGCACCCUCAAGACAAGGCGCUGACCCGAUUUUUGAGCGAGAUCCCCGAGCUAAGUCGCGUCAUGCUCUCCCGCGUGAAAGACAUGUGCAGGGACCCUAGUGUCACGCAACUGGCACUCACAAGUUUGCUGUAUCUGUCCAUGAUGCGGCCUCCUGUGAAGGAGAUGGCACUCGAUACCGUGCAGGACAUUUGGACUGAAUUCGAGGAUGCCAGGCCGAUGGCCUCUAAAUAUCUAUCGAAAUACAGGCCAGGAUUCCUGGAAACUGCUGAGGCUAGCAAAGAACAAGGAGACGGCGCUAGCUUGACCGCUUCAACUGCAAUUCCAACACGUUGA